UUUCGGUUUACUUUCAUCAUGGCAGUUUGUGUAGCUGUCAUCGCAAAAGAGAACUACCCACUUUUUAUCAAGACCAUUCCAACAGAUAAUGAAUUGAAGUUCUACUACACUGUACAUACCUCACUAGAUGUUGUAGAAGAGAAAAUUUCCUCUGUGGGGAAAAACACAAAUGAACUCCGAGAACUGUACCUUGGAUUGCUGUACCCCACGGAGGACUACAAAGUAUAUGGCUAUGUCACAAAUACCAAAGUCAAAUAUGUCAUUGUUGUAGAAUCCAUUAAUUCAAAUUUACGGGACAAUGAAAUUAGAAGUAUGUUCAGAAAAUUGCAUAAUGCAUAUGUGGAUAUGUUAUGUAAUCCUUUCUAUACGCCAGGAGAAAAUAUUACAUCACAGACAUUUGAGAAUGUGGUAAUAUCCAUGAUGCAUGACUAGGAUUGAAGAAGGACCAAUGACAUUUUUUUUUUUUUUUGGAUAAUUGUGCAAUAAUGAUGUUUGUUAUGAACAGAAUGUAAAUACCAAUUUGACAUUAAACAUUACAAAACUA
Molecule: messenger RNA, 544 nt
Organism: Saccostrea echinata
Lineage: Eukaryota; Metazoa; Mollusca; Bivalvia; Ostreida; Ostreidae
Product: trafficking protein particle complex subunit 2-like protein
Exons: 5
Coding region: 19-432 (137 amino acids)
Biological process (GO): endoplasmic reticulum to Golgi vesicle-mediated transport
Cellular component (GO): TRAPP complex; cytoplasm; nucleus
Source: RefSeq, a predicted model, not a curated record